Molecule: messenger RNA, 1761 nt
Organism: Rotaria socialis
Lineage: Eukaryota; Metazoa; Rotifera; Eurotatoria; Philodinida; Philodinidae
Source: the annotation of a GenBank genome assembly
AUGCCUGGAUAUUUUGUUAACGAAAUUCCCUCAUGUGUCGACGAAUCAUUAAUUGGUUACGUUCGUACACAUAGCCAUUUAGAAUUACAUGGCAGAGCUGUUAUUGCCCGAUCACAAGUUCCAUCAGUAGCUGUUAUUAGUGGAAAUGGUUCUGGCCAUGAACCAGCUAUGGCUGGUUAUGUUGGACGUGGUCUAUUAAGUGCUUGUAUAUCUGGUUCUAUAUUUGCAUCACCACCAUCAGCGGAUAUCUUUCGUCUCAUUGUUGAAAUGAAGCGUCGUGGUGCUAAACAAAUACUUCUAAUUAUUCUUAAUUAUACAGGAGACCGAUUGAAUUUCGGCUUAGCUAUGGAACGCGCUCGGGAAUUAUCAAUUGAUGUCGAUAUGUUAGUUGUAGCAGAUGAUGCUGCUGUUGACUGCGCUAUUGGACCUCGCGGCUUAGCAGGAGCAUUGUUGGUAAUUAAAAUUGCUGGUGCAUUAGCUGAACAAGGCAAGAAUAUGAUUGAAAUUGUUGAUAUUUGUCAAAGUGUACGAACUCAUUUACGUACGAUUGGUUUAUCAGCGUCAGGCGUUCAUCCGCCAGGUCAACAAAAAGCAUUGGAAUUACUCGGUGAUGAAAUAGAACUUGGUAUGGGUAUUCAUGGUGAAACGGGUACACAAAGAUUAAAAUUAUUAUCAUCAAAGAAUGUAAUCGAUCUAGCAUUUGGUCAUCUUUUUCGUGGUACACGCGCACUUGAUAUCAAACGAGAUGAUAAUGUAUUUUUAUGUGUGAAUAAUCUUGGUGGUUGUUCCAAUCUUGAAUUAGGCGUUAUUAUGAAAGAUGCUAUUGAAAAUUUAGAACAUCGUUCCAUACAUGUAAAACGUGUUAUGAGUGGUGGUUUGAUGACAUCACUGAAUAUGAAAGGAUUUUCAUUAACUGUACUUAAAUUAACUGCAGAUAUGAGUUCGAUGGUAUUAAAUCUAAUUGAUUUUCCAACAGAUGCAUUUGCUUGGCCUAAAACCAUUAGUCCAACGCAAUUGCCAAGUAGUAUUCAAACAUUACCUGAUUCAUUAGAAUUUAAUGAUCAAUUGAGUGCUGAACUUACUCUCAAUGAAUCACAUUUACUAUUCGAAACAUCUGUAGUUCCAUCAGUUAAUCAAGCACUUCUAGCAGUUAUUAAAAGGCUUCACAGUGAAACAGAUACACUCAAUCGAUUAGAUGCUGUUUCAGGUGAUGGCGAUACAGGUACAGCAUUUGCUCGAGUAGCUGAUGAAAUGACGCGAGAUCUUACGAAUGGAAAAUUAAUAUAUGAUCGACCUUCAUUACUUUUUCGUCGUCUUGGUCUUAUUGCUGAAAGUCGAAUGGGUGGUACAUGUGGAGCAAUUUGCGGUCUUUUCUUUGCUGCUACUGCUAAAAGUUUAUCAUCAACUCAAUCCAAUACGUUAAUCGAAAAUCUCAGUAAUGCAUUUGAAGCUGGUAUACAAUCUGUUGAAUCAUACGCACGUGUACAACCAGGUGACAAAAGUUUAUUAGAUGCUCUUAUUCCAACUAUCGAUUUUAUUAAGUCAAGGUGUGCACAACAUGAAUUCACAUCGCAAGAUUGGCAAGAAUUAGUGUCAGUUGCUGAACAAGCUGUACAAGAAACUAAAAAUCUUGUUGCAAAAGUUGGUCGAGCAUCCUAUACAAAAUCUGUCGAAACACCAGUAGUUGAUCCUGGUGCUUAUGCUGUUUCUAUUAUUCUUCAAGCCAUUAGUGAAGUGUUUAGUGCCACAACAACUCAUUAA